Messenger RNA from Bactrocera neohumeralis, 6347 nucleotides. Its product is annotated as dipeptidyl peptidase 4. The coding region runs from base 1445 to 4015 and encodes 856 amino acids. Gene Ontology annotation, biological process: proteolysis. Lineage: Eukaryota; Metazoa; Arthropoda; Insecta; Diptera; Tephritidae. The transcript is spliced from 14 exons. Gene Ontology annotation, molecular function: serine-type peptidase activity; dipeptidyl-peptidase activity. The record is from RefSeq and is a predicted model, not a curated record.
UUGGCUGUUGCUGGGUAAUGUUUCGAAUUCUAUACACGCCGUGGAAUCGCGUACGUUCGGUCGAGCAUUAGCACACACAUCCUGCUAUUGCGGUUAUAGCACCACUCAAAACUGCUUCCUAACCAACUCUAACCUAAUAAAUGCUACAAAGAAAGUAACUAAAAAACUGCUCGCAGCUUAAAGAAAAUGUGCAUAAGUAGUGUUUAAUUUAUGAGUGCUGAUUUGUGGCCGCAUUGUGGCACUUCGCUGCAAUUGGAUAAUAUUCGAAUUGUGCAAUUGUUUCGCGACGCGUUGCGCCUCCCACUACCCCCCCACCCUUACAAGCUGCAUAAUCUUCCUCGCCACCGCGCUCUAUUUUUGCGCUUUCUGCUUUCCGAACCGCAGCACAAUAAAAUAACGACAACAACAACUUAAAUAAAAUAAAAAUUAAAAUAAAGAAAUAAUACGAAGAAAAGUGCUAAAGCAAAAACAAAAGUGCAGGAAACAAAAGAAAAAACACAACAAAAGAAACGCCGACGAAAGGAAGCAGCAAAGAAAGCCAAGCAAAGCAAACAAACAAACAAAGAAUAUACUGGUAUUGUAUAUUAGUUUGUGUGGAAGCAGUUGCGGGCGCACGCACGCCGACGCCCCCACUCCCCACUUGACAGCCUUGCGGUCGGCGCUGCGCUUACGUCGUCUUUUAAACAACGUGUGCGCAUGUGUUGUUGUUGUACACGUACAUUGAAUGCGUACGGCCAGUACGCUAUCAGCUCGUAACGCUUCGUUUGUUUGUCGGUUGGUGCGCCCACACGCACACAUACAUAUACUUACGUGCGUGAGCGUGAGUCCGAUUUCCUGCGCGUUUGUGUGUGCGCGCAUUGUGUUUGCGUUGCGGUACGCGUGUGUGUGCCAUUGUAUUAGUAACGGUGAUUCAACUGUGAAGCGUGACAACGAAUAUGAUUAAAAUUACACGUAAGCGGUUAAAGGCAACGCAAACGUACGUAACGAGUUGAAUUGAGUUGAGUUGAGCGUGAGUCAAAUUGCACGGCAUUGCACGCGGCACACACGGAAAGUGGCGUUAGUGUGUGCAAUUGUAUACAUAUGUGUUGGCAACGGUGGUGUGCAAAGAAACUGUUAUAAGGCAAUACAUUAUAGCGCCAACGUUAAGGAUACCCUAGUUCUUCUAUGAUAGUGCUUAACAAACAACAAAGUGAACUUCCACUUCCCUUUUCACCUUUCGAUGUACACAAAAACCACGAAGAGGAGUACACAUAAAUGAUGCCCUGGAUAAAUAAAUUGAAGAUAAUCACUUUCAAAAAUCAACUAAGUAAAAAGUGCUUCUCAGCUUUGGUGCUUCCUUCCACAACAUUGUCUUCGAGUUUACAACUUCCGCUGGCAAUGCAAUUACGAGUAUUUUACUGCUAUUGAAUUGAAAGCUUCCUGCCAAACUUAGAGAUAAAUUGCAAUGCAUGCUAAUGUCACAUCAGAUCGUGGUGGUGGCGGCGGUUCAUGGCGUCUGCCACCUGAUGAAACACUACAAGUACAAGAUCCUAAACAGAAGAAUGAUGAUUUAGAUUUGGACGAAGGUCACAAUUGGCGUAGUAUCAUAUUUUCACUGUUAGUUAUUAGUUUUGUAAUAGCCGGAAUUAUAACCGCAAUAUAUCUACUAGGUUAUGUUGAUGAAUUGCUGUAUUGGUCGGGUCGUCGCAUGAUACUCGACGAGUACCUGCAAGGCGAUUUGACGCCCACACGUCUACAACCCGCUUGGGUUACGACGCGUAAGUAUGUCUUCCAGUCGGACGACGGGGGACUGGCCAUAUUGGAUACGACCAGCAAUUCGGUUAGCACGCUCGUUACGAAUCACACGCUGCGGCAGUUAAAUGUACGCGGCUAUCAGUGCUCACACGAUCUGCGAUAUGUUCUAUUUAGACAUAAUGUUAAGAAGAUUUUUCAAAAGUCAUUUACCGCAUUUUAUACAAUUUACGACGUUGAAAACGAUCACCAUAUGCCUGUGAAACUAAAGGAUUCACCGAAAGUGCAGCGUACGCGUCUACAAUAUGCCGCUUGGCUAGGCAACACUACCUCGUUGGUCAUCGUUGCCGACAACGAUAUUUAUCUACGACAAUCACCCACUGACGAGGAGGACAUCCGAAUCACAAAUACAGGGUAUGAAAAUUACAUUUACAAUGGCGUACCAGAUUGGCUCUAUCAGGAAGAAAUUUUCGAUAAACCCGAAGCGAUAUGGGCAUCACAAGACGGUACACACUUCAUGUAUGCUUCGUUCAAUGACAGCAAAGUGAAUAUGAUGACAUACCCGUGGUUGGCCUCAGGCAGUAUUAUCGCUGGUAGCAGUAUGUCACCGGAAACCUCAUUUCCUGAAACCAAAAAUGUGCGCUAUCCCAUACCCGGCUCCCCGAAUCCUGAGGUCACCCUUUGGGUGGUAGACGCUAGUAAUUUAACCGACAUACAAUAUUUUAUUUUGAAACCACCCCCUUCCUUGGAUGACCAAGAAUUUUAUAUAACAUCGGCUGGCUGGAUCUCAGAACUAAAUCAUCAAGUUUCUGUUGUCUACAUGACACGCUCUCAAAAUUAUAGUAUAAUCGCCACUUGUUUAGCGGAUACAAAUUGGACUUGUGUCGAGAUACACUCCGAGCGUGCUCCCGAAGAUGAGUGGCUCGAUAUUCUUCCGCAUCCAGUUUUCGCGCCCGACGGCAAUAGUUUUCUAAUAUUGGCGAGUAUACAAGAAUUCGGUAAUGAGCAUUUCACACACAUCAAACACGUCACAAUGACACAACAACGUAUUGCCGUCAUAUCACAUGGCCGCUAUGAGGUGCUAAAAAUCCUUUGCUGGGACACUGUCAAUCAUUUAGUGUAUUAUCUGGGUACACAAGACAAAAAGCCCGGGCAGCGGCAUUUAUAUAUGGUGAAAGAUCCGGUCAAUGAUGAGAGUAGAAAAACUGAGCCACAGUGCAUUACCUGCGAUUUGGGCGAGGCGCUUUGGAGCAGCCGCUAUUACUAUGUGAAUUGUUCUCAUUUCGAUGCCUUCAUGACACCAGUGUCUUCCAUAGCAACUCAAUAUGGUAUUGAAUUUUACAUAUUGGAAUGUCAGGGGCCCGGCCUGCCGGUGUCGGGUGUGCAUAUGCAGAAAUCGCAUAGUUUGGUGAAAAUACUUUAUGACACCCGUCCGUUCUUUACGGAGCGUCUGCAAAAGCUGGCGCUACCGACACAACGUUCAUUCGAGAUACCAUUGCCACAUGGGAGUCGGGCACAAGUGCAAUUACUUCUACCGCCUAGUUGGCGUGAAGAGCUUAGGGAUGCCGCCUUUCCGGUGGUGGUCGAAGUCAAUGGCCGCCCAGGUUCCGAGUCUGUUUCGGAGAAAUUUCAAAUAGACUGGGGCACCUAUAUGUCAUCGCGUAACGAUGUCAUUUACAUACGCUUAGAUGUUCGUGGCGCGAAGGGCCAAAGUAAAAAGCAACUGUACCGACACUUGGGCGGCGUCGAAGUACAGGAUCAGAUUUCUGUUUUAAGAUAUCUUUUGGAUACAAUUAGUUUUUUAGAUGAAACACGUGUGGGUAUUUGGGGUUGGGGCUAUGGAGGUUACGUAACUUCAAUGGUGCUCGGCACACAACAGGAUGUGUAUAAAUGCGGCAUAGCCAUAUCGCCAAUCGCCGACUGGCUCUACUACAAUUCCGCUUUCACAGAACGCAUAUUAGGCCUGCCGGCGGAGAACUACAAAGGCUAUGUCGAAGCCGAUGCAACGCAGCGUGCGCGUCUCAUCAAAUCACACUCAUUCUUCCUAAUACACGGCCUAGCCGAUUCAACUGCACCCUAUAUACAUGGCAUACAGUUAGCCAAAUCGCUAACGGACGCCAACAUCUUGUACAGAUAUCAGACAUACGCGGACGAAGGUCACGAACUGUCCGGAGUGCUCGAACAUGUCUAUCUCUCUAUGGAGCACUACUUUGCCGAUUGCUUAAGUUUAGAUCCGGACGAUACGAAACCCGAUCUGGAUCAGAAAAUAGUGCCAGCUGAGUAGACAGUUAUAAAGAGAGAAAGAGAGAAUUGACGGAGGAGAGAGAAUAGCGUGCAGCUUCCAAACUGCAACACAAGCAAAAGAUAUUAAAACUAGUAACUAAGCGCGAUUUAGUGAUUUAAAGAAUAAUAAAUUCUAGGCAAAUAUUACAAUUAAGCACAAGUGCAUUAAGAAAGAGAUACAAAGUGAAAUGUAAAAUGGUCUAGCAUAAAUAAGCAAAGCAGCAAGGCAACAAGCAGUAGACAUCAAACAUACAUACAUACAUACUUGUACAUAUACAAGCAUAAGAUUAGGAAAAUAAAGCAAGCAGAAAAAGAAAAAGUUAUAAUACUGAAAUAUUGUACAAUAUUAUAAAAACGUAUAAAAAGGAUAACAAUUACAAAAACAACAACAACAACAACGGAUAUUAAAUUAAAUUUGCGAUUCAUGCGGCAUUUAUCUUCCAACUAGUUGCACUUUACGUAAGCAUAUUUAAGCGUACAAGUCAACAUUUAGUCUGUAUGUAUGUAAGUAAGAAAUUAGCGUUGCCAGCCGAAGUAUUUGUAAAUGAAUUAUAAUUUUUUUUUCGAAAAUUUGGUUGCUCACUUGCAUAGUAGCCAAAGCAAUAGGAAAAAAAAAUUCAAGUCAGAUCUACUGUAUUAUAGUUAGUUAGGUAAAUGCAAUUUAACAAGAAAAAAACAACAAAACGUAGAAGUAAUAUACGUAUGGUAAAGUAAAUGGCGCGAAAAUAUAAAAUAAUUUCAAAUAAUUAUAAGUAACACAAAUAUAUAAGCAAACAAAGAAGACGAUUUUGCUUUGAAAGCGAGUGACAAAAGCACACUCAGUUCGAAAACGCUUUACUAUUAUGUAAAAUGUCUGGCAACAACUCAGCAGUCAAAAAUAUGUAUUCCAAAUUUAGUAACAAUUAUUUGUAUUGCCUAAGAGCAAAAAACAGUAAGACUUUGUUCACAAUUUUAAAAUUCUUGAUUUAUUCUUGAAAUUGUACGUCGUCCCCCUCAAAGUAAUCCUCCUUGGCCUAAAUACACUUGUGCUAACAUUUUUUUCAAUUCUCGUAACAGUGUUCAGAAAAGCCUGCAAUGCGCGUAGCGAUUCACGUUUAAUGUUUUCAAUUGACUCAAAACGGAGCAGAAUUAGGCGAAUACGGUGGUUGCGGCACGAUAUUGGUUGAAAAUUUGGCGAAAACUGAUGAAGAACCAAUGCAGUCUGCGACGGCCCAUAAGUCCGACCUCUUCUUACGACGCAUAAUACUCAAAUAGUAUUCCUAGUUGCCAGUUUGGCCGGUCGUAUGGAAUUCGCAGUGCACUACACCUCGUUAAUUGAAGAAUCCUGUAAACAUAAUCUUGAUUUUUAACCUGCUUUGGCGUGGUUUUUUCGGUUUCGGCUCACCGUUACCACGAUUUUCGACCGAUUGAUCGCCUGUUACCGUCGUAAGCAUAGACCCAAUACUCAUCGUCACUAAUAUUACGUUAAAUGACAUGCUGGUAGUCGGAAAGCAUUGUUUCACAGACGUUAAAAAGACACUGUUUUUCGAAAAAAUUGAGUGAUUUUGGAACCAAUCGUGCUUUCACUUUCCUUACACCCAAAUGAUCUUUUGAAAUGGUUUUCACUUAUCCGUCGGAUAUUUCAAUGAUGCCAGUAAAUCUUCGAUUCUCAAGCACCAAUUUUUUAUUUUAUUUACUUGUUGAACAUCAGUUGAUGUUGUUGGCUGUCCUGUACGUGGUUCGUCGUCAACGUGUUCUCGACCGUCUUUGAAUAAUUUGUACCAAUCAAAAACACUUGCUCGCGACAAACAAUUAUCAUCGCAGGUCUUCUCCAACAUUCUGAACGUUUCGGCACCAGAAAUUUGGUUCGCAUGCAAAUUUUAUGGAACUUAUUUGUUGAAUAGUUUCAGUCAUCGUAAAAACCGCCGAAUGCACUUUAUGUACAUACUUCAGAAAGCCAAGCGUAUACUAAACACUAACGAAUAUUUUGAUGUGAAAUUUGGCACAGUUGUCACUGACAGGCAUACCGAUCUGGAAAAAAAAAAUAUUUCGACGAAUGGAUUUCCGCGUGAAAUUUAAAUUAAAAAGUCUUACUAUUUUUUGCCCACAAUUUAUUAUUUCAACGAGUGUUCUUUUGGCACUAGCAUACAAAAUCACAAAGCCAGUGUAAAUAUAAUAAUCAUAUGUGUAAAUAGCCAUGCAAAUGACAUGAUAAUUAUGCACAAAUACAGCAACGAGACAACGCAUAAUUAGAACGAACUUAAUUUAUAAGCAAAUCAGAGUAAAACAUCCACAAACAUACAAAAAUAUUAAAAAUUAUAAAUAAAAGUAAUUUUUUUAAAGAAAUAUAUAUA